AUGUCGUGUACAUUAGAGGCAUCGACGAGUCACGAAUGCAUCGGAAAAACGAUGGCUUCCGCCUCGUCGACAGCGGUGCGGAAUGUGGUUGCCGUGGCAUUGAUUCAUCGGUUGCAUCAAUGGUGUGUCAAUCUUUUCUGGAUCACUCUCCUUUGCGUGAUCGGCUGUGUCGGCGACGAGCAACAAAAAUGUUCAGCGAUUCAAUUGAACGCUCAGCGACACCACAAAAGGAAAGCGAUGGGAAAUGUUGAAAAGAGGCGCUCACGAACGAGAGAUAUUGCUGAGAUCGAGAUGAAGCUUCUCCGCCACUUGACAAGCCCACAAAAUGUAGCGAUGCGACCAGUGCAUCAACAGCAGCGUCAAUCACGAAAACGGCAUACCGGUGUCGCCUCUCGUCCACCCUCUCCGCAACUCUUCGACAUUCGCGAAGAGCCAGAAGAGAAU
This is a messenger RNA of Mesorhabditis belari, 444 nucleotides long. NCBI's taxonomy places the organism in Eukaryota, Metazoa, Nematoda, Chromadorea, Rhabditida, Rhabditidae. The record is from the annotation of a GenBank genome assembly.